AUGUGCGUUUCAAGACUCUAUUCCUCAGUCAUGAGGAAAAAGCAAGAGUCCAUUGAGAAGGACCUGCUGAUUGGAAAUUUGGAUGUGAAAGUUUUUGAGAUUGAAAAAGAGAACUCUCAAAAGAAUAAGCAUAUUUCAGAUCUUCAGGCCAAUCUUGGCGGAUUAACUGCUCUUUAUUUUGAUCUCAGAGACAAAUUGAUUGGAAAAUUUGGUGAUGAGUUCAUAACUUCAAGUUUUGAUUGUGGAAAGGCUUCUGAAUCGUCUGAGAGAGUUGUGGUCUCCCCUGCCCCAGAUGCUAACAUUGAUGAAUUUUUGUCCUCUGGCCCUAUCACAGUUGAGGAAAGAAGGGAGAAGAAGAAGAAAAUUGAUAAGCUGAAAAAGGAUAAGAUACUUCUGAUGAAAAACUCUGAUCGGAAUACACCUAGUGAUCAACCACAGAUGUUUAUCAAAGAGAUUGGAAAAAGAAAAUUUUCUGAUAGAUAUGGUGAUCGUUCUGGAAUUCGCAUGUGGGGAUAUGAAGCUGAUAAGAAAAUGCGGAUUGUGAAACGAAAGAGUGGAAAAUUGAGUACUAUGCGAAGAAGAUUGACUUUGUGUCUUGGACAAAAGUUGAUCUUGCAGAGCUGGUCCACGCACCGUUCCACAAUCCAACAAAUGAUCCCAACAUAUGGGCAUUUAAAAAGUUCCUUGAAGACAAAGAUAAGAUGA
Lactuca saligna is the source of this 705-nucleotide messenger RNA. The record is from the annotation of a GenBank genome assembly. NCBI's taxonomy places the organism in Eukaryota, Viridiplantae, Streptophyta, Magnoliopsida, Asterales, Asteraceae.